Messenger RNA from Rhodamnia argentea, 681 nucleotides. RefSeq names its product transmembrane 9 superfamily member 7-like. The transcript is spliced from 2 exons. Bases 1 to 681 code for a protein of 226 amino acids. The record is from RefSeq and is a predicted model, not a curated record. Lineage: Eukaryota; Viridiplantae; Streptophyta; Magnoliopsida; Myrtales; Myrtaceae. Gene Ontology annotation, biological process: protein localization to membrane. Gene Ontology annotation, cellular component: membrane.
AUGGUAUUAGGAGAUGUUUUUAUGCCAUUCUGCACCCAUACAGCAGCAGGGGUUCAGUUUAUUGGGAUGAUAGUAAUCACCGUGAUCGUGGCAGUAGCCAGAAGAAACUUUAACUUCCAGAGCUGCAUAUUAAGUUGCCUAUUAAUCAGCAAAAGACUUGUGUCGAUCAUGACACUUGCUAGGCCCGUAAUGGGGUUACUUGCAGGCUACGCAUCAGCCAGCAUCAACUCGGUGGUGUACUUCUUUGUGCAUCUAGAAAUUGCUGAAUCGUUGCUGACCCUCCUCUACUUUGGGUAUAUGCUGAUUGCUUUAUAUGCAAUUUUUGUCCUGUCUGGUGCCAUCGACUUCUUUUCAAGCUUCUGUGCAAUUUCAUAUCUAGCAAUGUUAGUUUCCCAUGCUCCUCUGGUUGGCAUCUGGUUUCCAUUGGUUUUUGCUGGAAGCCAUCUUGCUUCAAAAGAUUCUUCUCAGGGAGAUUCUGCACUAACGGAUGAGGUAGCCUUUGAGUUCCGAAGCAAUCCACAGCAGAUAUGGCACAAGAGACCCGUGUUCUCGAUUCUUUUCGCAGGGAUUCUUCCUUUUGCAAUCAUUGCAGACCAACUUCACCUCGGCUGGAUGCUGCUUGGAAGGAUGAACUUUACAUUGCCUCAGAUUCCUGCCUCCUCGUCAAUGCAAAAUUUUUAG